ACGACUUUCCACAACACACCCAACCGAGCCACUGUGGUGUUUACAUGCUAUCCCACGCGCCAUUAUUCUCAGUCCCACGAUAAUCACAUCAACAUCCACUGCGCGCCUUCAUAAUUCUUCACUGCCCCACAAAGGUGCCCUCCCGAGCAGAUUCAACAAACAGCACUAGCUAUCUGCAAGAGCAGCAGUCGCGAUGGACGCUAGACCUCAGCGCCUCCGAGUCCACCCAGGUGGCAACGAAAACAUCAUCCCUUCGAAACACGAGGCUCUUCAUCAGCGACACAAGUCUACCGGUAACCUGCAAGCCAUGCCUCGCAACGGGGCUCUGCAGGUUGCUGCUAAGCGAACCGCAUUCGGCGACGUGAGCAACACGGUGAAGAACCUGAUCUCGCUUCCUAGCGACCAGAUUCCGGGUAAGGGCAAGGCUGUAGAUUUCGUCUACAACAAGGAGAACGCGGUCAAUGGCAAAGAUGGAUUUUCCAAGGCCGCCCAGCGGGCCACAGCCCUCAGCAACAAGAAUGGCCCUGUCACUGCGGAGUGGAAGCAGCCCAAGACUCAGAACAAGCAGGUUGCCAAGAGAUCUUCCGCUGCUCAGCUUUACGAGACACGCCCCUCCAAGAGCAAGUUCGUUGCUCAGGACCCCAUUGCUGAGUCGGCCUCCGGCAAGCAGCCUCGUCACCACAAGUCUCAGCCUCAGCUUAAGAAGGAGCCUGCUGCGCAUGUCUUGCGACGGACACAAAGCAAGCUGACCACAGCCCCUACACACCCUGUCCCUGCUGUUGCAGCCUGGAAGCCUAUGGACGAUGUGACGGAAGCCACCUACGAGGAUGCUGUCGAGCACAUUGGCGAUGAACAGUAUCAUGGCCCGUACCACAGACGCUCGCUGGACGUUACCGACAACGACCUUCCCGAAGACCUUGUAUCAUCGAAUGCGGCCGUCGGCAAGCUUAGCUCCCUGGAGCCUCUUUCCGAAUCGCUGGGUGUUCCGAACAUGUCGGAGGCGGAGGAGUACUGGGACGAGGAUGACGAAGAAGAGCUCUAUGACGACCAGGGCUACACGACUGCCCACUCUUACCGUUCCCGCGGCGACCUCACCACGGGCGGCGCAACCACUAUACUCGCUCCUAAGAUUACCGACAAGGUCGAGCAAGAGUUGGAGACCGCCCGGGCCAUCGUCGAGAGUACCCGUACCCAGGAGGAGGUUGACGACGAGAUCUGGGAUGUCUGCAUGGUUGCAGAGUAUGGAGAUGACAUCUUUGAGUACAUGAGGGAGCUCGAGAUGAGAAUGUUGCCUGACCCUCACUACAUGGACAACCAGGCCGAGAUUCAAUGGUCCAUGCGCUCCGUCCUGAUGGACUGGCUCGUUCAGGUCCACCACCGAUUCAGCUUGCUGCCAGAGACGCUGUUCCUGACCGUCAACUACAUUGAUCGCUUCCUCUCGUACAAGGUUGUGUCGAUCGGCAAGCUCCAGCUGGUUGGUGCAACUGCAUUGCUUGUUGCCUCCAAGUACGAGGAGAUCAACUGCCCGUCGCUGCAGGAGAUCGUCUUCAUGGUAGAUAACGGCUACAAGGUUGACGAGAUCCUCAAGGCUGAGCGUUUCAUGCUUAGCAUGUUGAGCUUCGAGCUUGGCUUCCCUGGUCCGAUGAGCUUCCUGCGUCGCGUUAGCAAGGCGGAUGAUUACGACCUCGAGACGCGCACAUUGGCCAAGUACUUCCUGGAGGUGACCAUCAUGGACGAGCGCUUCGUUGCGAGCCCUCCCAGCUUCCUUGCUGCGGCGGCGCACUGCUUGUCUCGCUUGAUCCUGAAGAAGGGUGACUGGACUCCUGCGCAUGUCCACUAUUCUGGAUACACCUGGGGCCAGCUCAAGAACCUGGUUACCAUGAUCCUCGAGUGCUGCUACACCCCGCGCAAGCACCACCUUGCGGUCUUUGAGAAGUACUCUGAUAAGCGAUACAAGCGCGCUGCCGAGUACGUUGAGACGGAGAUUGCGAAGGGCUUCACCCUGCCGGCGGCUCGCCAGUCCACAGGUCGCGCGGCGGCUUACGACUUUGCCGAGAUGGACGGCAAUGCUGGCCAACCCCAUCAUGGCAAAGCGAUGGUCGAGCUCCAGAGCUAGUGGGACAAUUGUGCUCGACCACCGAUGACGCAUCAUGUGAGGGACUUUCCUGUGCGCCCACGGGGCACUUGGCUUGAUGCAACGACCUUUUUCUUCUCCUAGCGACAUUCGACGACG
Molecule: messenger RNA, 2233 nt
Organism: Colletotrichum phormii
Lineage: Eukaryota; Fungi; Ascomycota; Sordariomycetes; Glomerellales; Glomerellaceae
Product: cyclin domain-containing protein
Exons: 4
Coding region: 194-2116 (640 amino acids)
Biological process (GO): regulation of cyclin-dependent protein serine/threonine kinase activity; mitotic cell cycle phase transition
Cellular component (GO): cytoplasm; nucleus; cyclin-dependent protein kinase holoenzyme complex
Molecular function (GO): cyclin-dependent protein serine/threonine kinase regulator activity
Source: RefSeq, a predicted model, not a curated record